Molecule: messenger RNA, 4480 nt
Organism: Clunio marinus
Lineage: Eukaryota; Metazoa; Arthropoda; Insecta; Diptera; Chironomidae
Source: the annotation of a GenBank genome assembly
UUUCAUUCUAAUUUGGAUAUCUUUAAAAGAAGUUUCAAUUUGUUAUCUCAUUCAGUUUGCGAAGUUCAUUCGAAUUGAUAGGAAGUGAAAAUGUGGAAAAAUUCAAUUUUAAUAAUUUUCAAUUUCCUUAUUUUAAGUUUUGUGACAGAAUCUUCAAGUGCAUUCAAAUUAACACAAGAAGAAUAUGAAGAAAUAAUCACUUUUACCAUAUUUUCUGAAGACUUAUCUAAGCGUGUUAACUCUACAUUUGGAAGCGAUCCGUUUAGCCAAGGAUGUGACGCUAAUGGAUUGUACUCUUUCGUUGUUCAUGGCUGGCAGGAAAAUAUCAAAACUCUUUGGGUCAGAUCAAUUGUUAACAGAUUACUUGAAUAUCGUGGUGGAUGUGUCAUAGUCAUGGAUUAUUCACAAGUUCCUAAAUCUGACAACUAUUAUUACUUAUACACGCAAUUUGAAGAAAUUUCUGCCGUUUUAUUGAAAAAAGUUAAUCAGAUUGGAUCUUAUGAGAGACAAUUUCUUUUUGGGUUUAGUUUUGGAGCUAGAUUGGUAAUGGAUGUUGGUUUGAAUGUUGGAAAUCAGCUUAUCGAUAGAAUUGACGCAUGCGAGCCUGCAAAACCUUAUUUUGAUAACACUGUUGAUCCUAAACCUGCCGCAAAAAAUGUUCAAUGCAUCCACACAAGCAACAACUAUGGAACUGACACUUACAACUGCCAUCAGGACUUUAGAAUGGGAUAUCUUGGACAUUCGCAAAGAGCUUCAGGGGCUUUCCCAUUAGGAAGUCACGGAUUGUGUCCUUACAUGUACAAUUUAGCAUUCGAACAUGAGUAUGUUCCGUACAAUUAUUAUAAAACUACGUCAACAAGGGAAGCACCUUUGACCGCCGAUGUAAGAAUGGGAUAUUUAGGAGAUUACAACAGAACUUACGUACAAGGAGACAUUUUCAUUACUACUGCACAACAUCCACCGUAUGUCAUGAAUGAAAAAAUUCCAUUCGAUAAUAGAUUUGAAACCUUGAAACAUUUCGCUUAUGGAAAACUAACUGGCGAACCCACAGAAAACUAUGAAGAAGAUAUAAAAUUUUAUUUAUAUAAAACAAGUUACAAUGAUCCAGUUAUUUCUACUUUCGACAUAAGCAUUGAAGGACAGGGUUGCGAUCCAAAUGGAUACUUUUCUGUCAUCGUACAUGGUUGGCAAGAAUAUCCAAACACAUCAUGGGUGCAAGUGACAGUUGAAAAUUUGUUGCUUCAUCGUGGUGGUUGCGUUUUUCUCAUGGAUUAUUCGGAAUAUUCCCAACUUCAAUAUGACUUCCAAUUGACCCCUCACUUUGAAGGUAUUGCAAAUGUCUUGAUUGAAAAGAUCAAACAAAUAGGAAAUUAUGAAAAUCAAUUUUGUUAUGGUGUCGGUUUUGGUGGAAGACUUUGCAUUGGUGCUGGUCAUGCUAUCGGAAAUCAAAAGAUUGGUCGAAUAGAUGCAUGCGAUCCUGCAAGAAGUGGCUUUGACAAUGCUGCGGAUCCAAAACCAGCAGCCAAAAACGUUGCAUGCAUUAAUACAAGUCAUGACAAAGGAACAUGGAUUUACAAUUGUCACCAGAACUUCAUAAUGGGAAGAUGUGGAUCAUCACAAGAUGCUGGUGCAACUUUCCCUCUCGGUCAUCAAGGCAUGUGUCCAUAUCUUUAUAAUAUGGCAUUUUAUUACGAUUACACGUCUAAUAACGCUUUUGGAUGUCAUUCACAUCGUUUGGCGCCAGCUGAGGCAAGCAAUGUUAAGAUGGGAUAUUUAGGAGACUUCAAUAGAAAAACAAGAUGUUUAAACAACAGAAGAUCACACAUCCAAAUGCAAGAUGAAGAGCAGAUAUCUUUUGGUUGUUUGACUGCAUUGACACAAGAAGAAUACGAAUGUAGUGUCGUGUUUUUUGUGUUUAAUUCAACAACAGUUCCUCCGAUCAUUUCUCCCUCAAACGAGCCAAUUGACGAAGAAGUUUGUGGUCCAGAUGGAAAUUUUACAAUCAUUAUUCAUGGAUGGAUGGAAGGCAUUCACACUCCAUGGCUGCCCAACACUGUUCAUAACUUUUUAGUACAUCGCGGUGGCUGCGUAGUUGUGGUUGAUUAUUCUAAAUUCUCUAAUAAUACCAAUUAUUUUGCUCUGACUCCACAUUUUCAAGGAAUUUCUGAUGUUAUUCGAGAGAAAAUGGAGCAGAUUGGAAAUUUGGCGCAGCAAUUUUGCUUCGGUUUUAGUUUCGGUGCGAGACUUUGUAUGGAUAUUGGGCUCGCCAUAGGAAAUCAAGAGCUUGGUCGAAUUGAUGCUUGUGAGCCUGCUGGCCCUGGCUUUGAUAACAACGUCGAUCCAACUGAAGCUGCUAAAACUGUCGCUUGCAUCAACACAAGUAAAAGUUACGGGACGAGUGUUUACAAUUGUCAUCAAAACUUCAUAAUGGGAAACUGUGGACACUUACAACCAGCUGCUGGUUCAUUUCCAUUGGGAGAUCACGGUUUAUGUCCUUACUUUUACAACAUGGCUUUUUAUUACGAUUUUGUUCCGAACAACCUUUACGAUUGUGCCACAAUCAGACCAAUCAAUGGCACUGACAUAAAGUUCGGACCAUUAGCAAACUUAACCAAUGUUUAUGGAGACAUCUACAUUGCCACUGCAGAAUAUCCGCCUUAUGUUGUUAUUGAUGGUGUAAUUGACAAUCUUAUACCAUUCUUGCAUGAUUGUGACGAAUACGAGGAUAAUGUGGAAUUUGUUGUUUACCGUGAUGACGAAUCUUUUAUUUCUAAUUUUAAUGAUCCGAUAUCGCAGCAAGGAUGCGAUAUUAAUGGGAAUUUCUCGAUUGUGACUCACGGCUGGCUUGGAAGUCAAUCACUAUGGAUUAAAGAUUUAAUCAGCAAUUUAAAAGUUUAUCGUCAUGGAUGUGUCAUCUUUAUGAAUUAUUCUUACUAUUCUGAUAGAGAAAAUUAUCUCGAUGUCCUCAGUCACUUUAAACCAGUUUCAAAUCUAUUGACAAGAAAAUUAAAUCAACUGAGUAACGACAACAUAUCUGAUGACAACAUAUUUAUGUUUGGAUUUAGUUUUGGUGGACGUGUUGUAAUUGAAGCUGCUUUAAAUUAUGGUUCAAAUAGAAUUCAUCAAAUUGAUGUUUGUGACAUGGCUGGACCUGGUUUCGAUUAUAUUUAUAGAAGAGAUCCAAAGGAAGCAGCCAAAAAUGUUCAAUGUAUUCACACAAGUGACAACGCAGGGACAAAAAUUAGAAACUGUCAUCAAAAUUGGUUGAUGGGAUAUUGCGGAAUAUCACAACCAGCAGGAAAUGACAUCGAAGCAAUUUUAUGUGAACUUUUUCAAGCAUGUGAAGAUAGAUCACCUGCACCAAUCAAUAAUCACAGUCUCUGUCCACAUUUUUACAACUCUGCUUUUGAAAACAAUUUCAUCGCUGAUAAUCCCUUUCAUUGUCCAUCGCAACGAAUGGCAAAAAAUCUUCCCGAAGACUUCAAAAUGGGAUUCAUGGAGAAGAGAAAGAGAACUCGUCAGAGAGAAAUAACAACAUUCGAUAAAGAUCUGUCGAUGCAUGGAUGUGAAGCGGAUGGAAAUUACGCAAUGGUUGUUCAUGGUUUGAGGGAGAAUUUAAUGACACCGUGGGUCAUGGACACUGUUAAUAACUUGAUGGAUUAUCGGGGCGGUUGUGUCAUAUUUAUGGAUUAUUCCAACUUCUCGACAGUGUUGGACUAUUAUCGACUGGUUUAUAGGUUUUAUUUCAUCGCAGACGUUCUUUUGAAAAAGGUUAAGCAGAUUGGUAAUUAUGAUCGUUUAUUUAUGUUCGGCUUCAGUUUUGGCGCACGAUUAUGCUUUGAAGUUGGAACAAAAAUAGGAAAUCAAUUAAUUGAAAGAAUUGAUGGUUGUGAUCCAGCGGGACCAGGAUUUACAAAUUUGUUAACAGUUGACCCAAAACUUGCUGCUAAGAAUGUUGCAUGCAUAAACACAAGUGUUGAUAGAGGAACGGGAAUUUAUAACUGUCAUCAAAACUUCUUGAUGGGAAAAUGUGGACGACAUCAACCUGCAGCAACCACUCGACCUCUUGGAAGUCAUGGACUUUGUCCUUAUUUCUAUAAUGCAGCAUUUGAAAAUGAUUUCUUACCGAAUAAUUAUUUUAAUUGUUCAUCGAAACGAGAAGUUCAAAAUAUGCCAAAUGACAUCAAAAUGGGUUAUAAUGAGAAGAGACUGACACCUGACAUCUCUGGUGAAAUUUUUGUUGCUACUGGAAUUAAUUAUCCUUGGAAUGAAGUCUGAUCAAAUUCCAAAUUUUAGUUGAAACUUAAUUUAAUUUUAAAUUAACCAUAACCAACCCCAAUAGAACUUUAGUAAUAAAAAACACUUUGAAUAGUUUUCAUCUGUCUUCAAUUUCGUUAAUCGCUUGAGGAGAAGAAAGUUUUGUUUCACUUUCUUAAAUAAAUUUUCUUUCCUCAUUUCAACCUUGUUAAGAUUUUUUUAA